UGUCCUACAACAUUUGGUUCCUCUCAACUUCCUCUUUUGCUUUCGCGUUUAAUGAGUUAAGGGCCUACAGUCGCGAUUUCCUUGUGGUGCAACUAUUUGGAGUCAUGCUGCGUACUUACUGAGAUACAUAGGUAGCCAUUAUUUGCUCCUCAAGUUGUUAGCGAAUACUAAACUAUUUGCUCCCUCGCAUUGCCGAAGGCACGCUACUCAGCCAUACUUAGAUAUUCUUCAUUGGCCUUAUAGCCAUUGCGUCAUUGCCACAAGAAAAUUCGGUCUACACUACCAGCGCUCCACCAACGAGUCAAUCAGUCAAUUGAGAAACGCGGUGGUGUAUGGAUGUGUCUGGAUCUAUUUUGCAGCGACGGUAAAUUCAGCAAAAGACACAAAGCGCCACCAAAUUCUUCCGGCUGUUUAAGGUGGCCGCGCGUGUAGUGGCGAUGGCUGAUUUUGUUCGAAGGUGUUACGGUGAACCCAAUGCAAAGAGCAUAGCGUGAACGAAAAAUUGCACACAUAAAUAUUUUGUAUUUGUUUACAAUUGAAAAUUAAGAAAAAAAAAUACGUAUUGAUUAGAUAAACGAUCGUAAAUGAGCAUUGAUUGGCCCAACGCGGUUGUGUUGUGUUAAGAAUUUGUUAUUGUUGACGGCAGCAUGGUGUAUGUUAUCUUAAAACAACACAGUUUUGAAAUGAAGUGAUCCUCAAGCGAUCAAUUAUUGCCUGCUUACAAAAUUUAAGUGCGUCUCUUUGUUAAAAAUUUCUGAAAAUCGCGACCGAAGAAAGCAUAUGUGAAGUGUAAACUACCUCUAUAACAUAAAAAAAAAGUUAAAUAAUUCCGCCCUUGUAAUUAUUUCACGCUGACAUCUAGACCCACACCUCUCCCCCUCCAUCGAUUGCAGUUUAAUGUCUUUGCUGGCACUGAUUUUGGUAUGCGUCGCUGGCAGUCACAUCACAGGCGUUCUGGGCGUGCUUGAGGAUAGCGCUGCAGCUGCGCGCCGUUUGGUCAGCGCGCCAAUAUGCUGCCCUUUGGGCUGGUCCCUUCUCAAGCUCAAUAUGGGCUUCUUUAGGCCCGAACUUUACGAGUGUCGUAAUGUAUUUCAUAACGGUGAUGAAAAAAAGGUAAACGAUAAAGAAACCGAAAAUUCCAUUGAGGUUUUCGAACGCACUGCGCCAGUCUAUGGCUAUCACAUUCAGUCGCCCGAGCUAGACCAGGACGGUAAUUUCACCGGUCAAGUGCCGCAAUGUGCUCGGCAAACAUUUCUCUUCCUAACAAGCGACAAGGAGGUGGAGUUGCCACCCAGCGCCUGCCUUACAAGUGUCGAUCAACGACUUGCGGCCAUUUUUUGUCCACCCGCGCGUGGCGAGGUGCUACAAUCACUGAGCGUCGUGCACAAGUGUUGCCCGCUGCGUUACGUAUACGACACAGCAUCUCAGAUGUGCAUACAAAGUGUGGUCGAGCAGAGCUUUCAACGCUAUGGCAGUUUGUUGCAACAGUGGGCCAUCUUCGUGGAUGGCGCGGUGCAAUGUGAGCAUGAUAUGGUGCUGGUGGAGUAUCAGCUAAGUGGAAAAGAAUUGAAAUUCAUCGACGGCAAAUUAGCCAUUGCCAUUGGUAAUGAGUGGAAAAAAUUCAAGCUAUCCGAAUACUGCAUGGAGACAAUCGAAACGACGCCGUUCAAUGUGCAUGAUGUGGGCGAACAGCGCUUUUUAGUCCGUACUUGCCAACAGCGGCGCGUCUGCCAGAGUAUGGCAUGCAUUCGUCGCUGCUGUGAGGAUGGUGAAUUUUUUACAAAAGGCAAUGCGACGUCAUACUGCAAGCGCGACAAAUCGGAUGUGGGCUUCCAUAGUUUCGAGAGCCUGCAAAUAAGUGGAAACUUCACAAAACCUCCAG
Messenger RNA from Rhagoletis pomonella (apple maggot), 1882 nucleotides. It is a transcript of the gene mthl15, whose product is annotated as G-protein coupled receptor Mth2. The record is from RefSeq and is a predicted model, not a curated record. Gene Ontology annotation, molecular function: G protein-coupled receptor activity. NCBI's taxonomy places the organism in Eukaryota, Metazoa, Arthropoda, Insecta, Diptera, Tephritidae. Gene Ontology annotation, biological process: cell surface receptor signaling pathway; G protein-coupled receptor signaling pathway. Gene Ontology annotation, cellular component: membrane.